AUGGCGGCGAGAGCAAGAGCGGUGGCAGCCAUGUCCAGCAGCAGCAGCGUCCUCCUGGCCGCGGCGGUGGCACUGACACUGCUGGUGUCGUCGGCGUCGGCGCAGUCCGGUUGCACGACGGCGCUGGUCGGCCUGUACCCGUGCAUGAACUACAUCAGCGGCAACGACACAGCGCCGACCAAGUCCUGCUGCUCGCUGCUUGGCUCGGUGGUGCAGUCCCAGCCGCAGUGCCUCUGCAGCGCGCUCGGCGGCGACUCGUCGUCGCUCGGCGGCAUGACCAUCAACAAGACGCGCGCGCUCGAGCUCCCCAAGGCGUGCAACGUGCAGACCCCGCCGGCGAGCAAGUGCAACGGCGGUGGCAGUGCUCCUGGCGCCGCCACGCCGACGUGCAGACACCGGCAAGCUCUGGAUCCAAGACGACCCCGUCGGCGUACCUGCAGGAGAACGGCGGCUCGUCGCUCCAGGGCACGGUGGGCCUGGUGUUCGCGCUCGCGGCUGCUGCGUUCUACGCCGUGUCGGCCGUGUAGUGACUGCAUAGUGAGCAUCUCGGCCGCUGGACUGAAGCGCUAG
Molecule: messenger RNA, 570 nt
Organism: Triticum turgidum subsp. durum (durum wheat)
Lineage: Eukaryota; Viridiplantae; Streptophyta; Magnoliopsida; Poales; Poaceae
Source: the annotation of a GenBank genome assembly